Galleria mellonella (greater wax moth) is the source of this 3992-nucleotide messenger RNA. RefSeq names its product centrosomin (gene cnn). Gene Ontology annotation, biological process: negative regulation of centriole replication; regulation of mitotic cell cycle spindle assembly checkpoint; positive regulation of DNA-templated transcription. The transcript has 12 exons. NCBI's taxonomy places the organism in Eukaryota, Metazoa, Arthropoda, Insecta, Lepidoptera, Pyralidae. Gene Ontology annotation, cellular component: microtubule organizing center; perinuclear region of cytoplasm; microtubule plus-end. The coding region runs from base 418 to 2571 and encodes 717 amino acids. Gene Ontology annotation, molecular function: gamma-tubulin binding; protein kinase binding; transcription cis-regulatory region binding. The record is from RefSeq and is a predicted model, not a curated record.
GCACGGAGUACAUACGACGAAUCCCGAAUCGUGUCCGAAGUCUCAUCCUAAAUUCAGAGUCAGACUGUUUUCGUGUAUCGUAAAAUUCUAACGCGAAGUCAUUUGCAAACCAUUAGCCAAUUGUUUAUUUACAAUAAUGUAGACUAUUUAAAAUAAUAAAUUAAGAGAUACUUACUGAAUGUGGUCUAAGUAACAUAGUAUGUGUUAAUUGUAAUUACUUAAUGCGCAGUGAUAAUUGAAGUAUAAAUAUACUUUUGUUAUCUAUAAAAUACGUACAGAAAGUUCAAAGUGAAGUCAGUAGUGCUCCUUCAAACGUGUUGAUGUAGUACACAAAUAAGCGUAGGAUUUUUUUUAUUAUGUAUAUGGAUAUAUGACUAUUGCUCGGUGAUCAAAAUAAAUUUGAAUAUUGUCUGUGAAAUGGCAACGUUACCAAGAAUGCAUAGUUCCAAACAUGGGAAUAGUAUAUCAGCUCCGUUUAGCACGAGCCCUAGAAAACUUCAGGAAAUGACGCUCCCUACUCCUGACGGACAUGAUGUUACAUCUACAAGCGGUGUAAGUAUGAAGCAAUAUGAAGAACAACUCAAUGGAUUAAGAAAAGAAAAUUUCCAUUUAAAAUUAAGGAUAUAUUUCCUUGAAGAAAAACUAGGUAGCGGGUCCCCACCAGCUGUACAAGGUCUAUUGGAACAUAAUGUAAGACUACAGGUAGAAGUAGAGGAACUCAGAAGACAGCUUUCUGAUAAACAAGAGCUUCUUGCUGCAGCCGCAGAAGCAAUUGAUGUCUUAGAACAACAGGGUUCCAUUUCAAACGAUAGUGUGGAAGUAUCAAUAAACAAUAACGACGUCUCAACAAAAAACGAUAUAAAUUUACCAGAACAGACACCUGAAGAAAAGGUUUCGGUAGUUGACGACACAUGCGCCGAUUCAGAAUCUGCUGGUGAUUAUCUUGCGGUAACUGUAAAUAAUGAAGAUAUGGAUGAACUUGUUAAAUUGCGACGAGAAAAUUUCAAAGCUCUUCAAAUGAUAAAAGGCUGCAUGAAAAAAAUCCAACAACAAGAUAAGGAAAUAAAAAAAUUGAAACUGAACAAAGAAUUGGCUUACGCACAUGUGAGUGACACUCAGUUGGAAAAAUACGAAGAAAUAUUAAAAUGUAAAGAUGAACAUAUUAAGGAUUUGGAAAGCAAAAUAAGAGAAUUACAGAAAAAUAUACAGAAUGAAGAUGACACCGGAAAUCUCCAACAAUUACUUACACGACGUUUGCAAGGAUUAGCAUAUUUUUUGGAUAAAUUGUUAUCACACAAAUGCGUACUUGGAGAAGACAAGAAAAAAUUAGCUGAAAGUAUAUUAGAACAAAGUUUAGCCUUGCCUGUUGGUUUGAAAUUAGAUGAAUCAAUGGCUCCUGAAGAAUUCACAAUGGAUGAAAGUAAUCUUGAUAUAUCGCAAUCAUUGAGGAUUGAAGAUUUAACAAUAAUGUUUGGUCAUCAUGUCACAUGCAGUGACGAAAACAGAUAUUCCUCUCGAAAGCCUCUGAAACUUUUUCCACAAGCUGAUGUUAUAUCUGAAUCUGAAUGCUGGUCAGAACCAGAUAGGAAUGUAUCGCUCGCUAGAGUAGGACUCUGUGAUACGGGAGUAGCUGCCAGAGAAUCAACUUCAGAGAACAAUAGAUUUCGCUCGAGGCGUUCCAAAUUGUCUUAUGGGUCACGUUCCGAUGAUAAUAAAACCACUAAUGAAUCUGCUUUACUCGACGAAAUAAAUCAACUAACACAACGAAAUGAGUUAUUAGAAGAAGAAAAUAAUGAUUUAAACAAUAAGUUGGAAUUUGCAAAAAAACAAAUCGGUGAACUUAUAACAGAAAAAGAUGAAUUAAAAGAAAGUUUAAUCAGUGAACGUACAAAUACUGGUGACUUAAAUAAAAAAUUAGAAAUAACAAACAACACUUUGAUGAGUAUGGAAUUAAGGAUAAAAGAUCUAGAACAGCAGUAUAAUGAAGCUGUACAAUUAAAUGAAAAAUUACGAGUGGAGAGACAGGAAUUAGAAUCAACCUAUUUAGAAACGGAAAGAGCAUUAAGACGUGCUGCUGAUGAAGCGACGGUUCAAGCUUCUCAGGCCGCUUUAGAGAGAGCACGCGCUCAACAUGAUCGAUUACGUAUUGAACGUGAAUUGGAGGAGACACGUGAGAAAUUAGCUAAUACGCUGGAAGUUAAUGCUCAAUUAGAAAUAGAAGCCACACGCAAAAUAGCUCUAGAAGCUGAUAAUAAGAUUGAAAUUGUGCAUGAAGUUCUUCACUCAGAAGAAGACCGGCCUACGUCUCCCGACUUAGGAAUCGAUAGCGACAGACUAUCAAGCCUUGAGCAAAAUGAUGCUGUUACGUUAUCACCGCGUUCCUUAUACGAAGAAAACCAGACAUUGAAACAAAAACUUGCAAGAACUAAAGCAACACUAGCAGAAACUUUAGCACAAUUAAAUGCUGCUAAUUUGAGAAAAAGGAGUGUCCAGCGCGCAAUUUGUAGAGAAAUACAUAAAACACAUGGUGUGCUACGAAAAGCACGAGAUCAAUUUGAAAGCCAAAAUUAAACUUUGUACUUAAUACAAUCUAAUUUGCAGAAUUACAUUUGUGAAAGAAUUUACUAAAUACCCAAUAGACAUAUACAUCUUGACAUGUUCUGUGAUUUUAGUGUUUUGUGUUAAGUUAUAAGAUAGGAUGGUAUUUUAUGUCUAUUAUGUAAUAUAAAUAUAAUAUUAACUUUUUUUCUAAUACAGCAAAAGAUUGUGAGCACUUUAAGGUUUAAUCUUAGACCACUAAUCACACGAACAGUAGAUCGUCUAUCGACAGGAAAAUGUACCAUUUUAUGCGAGUACGCUAGUAAUGAAAAUUAUUAUUAAUAUUUUUAUAAUUUUACGUCACUGACGUUAUGACAUGAUAUCUUGAUCAUAACGACAGUGAUGCAAAAUACUGGGCAUUAACCGAUAGCUACCUAUUAAUUACUUCUAGAAUCUAAUUCUUAUAUUUUUUAUUUAUAUAUCAAUCAAAAUAAAGUAUUGUGUUCACUAUAUAUAUGUACAUAUAUUAGGCAGACCUAAAUUUCAAUAUCGUACACAGGUGACUACAAAGAUAUGAAUACCUUAAACUGCCUUAUGACAAUAUUGAUGUUACAAAUUCAAUUCCUAUUUUGAUUUAAUAAGGCUAUUAAGAUUUAUACAUAUUUUUUAUGUCGACUGUAGGUACUACACGAUAAAGCCACUUAAACAUUAUUAAAGACAUUUAAAGACAUUAUUAACAAUAAUGCAUGUUAUUAUGUUGCAAAAUAUCCUUAAUAUUUUGCGACGUAACAUGCAUUAUUGUUAAUAAUGUCACGUUAAUACUUCAAAAUAAUGCGUUAUAUGCAAAAUACCUAUAUACAAAAUAAAAAGCAAUCACGAUAAAUUUUAUAUGAGACCGAACCAGGAGGAAAAUCUAUAAUAACAUUACAAUAAAAAUUAAAAUCUUAUUUGUAUAAAAAAAAUAUUUGAAACUUCUGUUGCGAUACAACAAAGAAAGGUGUGCAUACAUAAAAUUUGUUACUUUAAAAUUAGCUUGUUUCUUGUUGUUAUAUUUAAAAUAUCUGUAUAUUUUAAAUAUACUAUCAGGACUUAACACAAUGAAAAAACCAACAUUACAAUUACAAUUACAAAUACCUACAUACAUACCUGUUUUUUAUUGCCGACUUUUAGAUAUGGAUUACACCACGUUGACUUUUUUAAAUUGCUUUAUUUCCCUAUAGCGUAUUUAAAAUAUACAAAAUUAUAAUUUAUAAAUUACAUUAUUGGCAUGUUAGUGUUUGCAUUUUAUACUUCUUAUUUUACAUUUGCAUGUUACGUUGCAUAUUUGUAUGCCCCGUGAGACUUAAACAAGGACAAAAGAAGUAAAGCUUGUAUGUAAGUAUAAUAUGUUUGAAUUAUUUAUCUUGCUUUAUGGAGUAUUCUGAAUUUUAUUUAAUAAUAAAUGUAAAAUUAAA